UCGGUGUCGGAGCCAGCCAUGCGGCGGCUCCUCUCCGGCCGCUCCCGCGGGGCCCAGGCUUCGGCGGCGGCUGUCACGGAGGCGACAGGCCGGGCCGCCCGGGAAGGGGCGGGCGGCGCGCGAGGCCAAGGGGGAGGCUGGCGCAGCUUUGGCCCUCGGUGGGCGCGCAACAGAUGUUUGCAGAAUUGAGGGACAGCGAGGUGGCCUGGAACAUCAAAGAGCGCGGGGCUGGAAGCGACCCAAACCUAGCAGAGGGUCUAAGGAUAACUCUGGGGAUAUUCUGGCCAUGAUUCUCACAGAGGACCCUGAGAUUUCUGCACUUUGAGCAAAGCAAUGUCAAGCGCCGCUGGAUUUGUUCUGAGGCUCCUAACCUAGACAAUGGCUGAGAGGCUCCCGGUGACCUAUCUUCUCUGGGCUGUAGGGGGCCUUUUCAGCCUCCCUCUAUACCUGGAAAGGGACAACCAGGCCCUGCUGUGGAUGCUUAGCCUAGGGGGUGGUGGGCUAGGUUGGUUCUGGGAGUUCUGGAAGCUCCCAAGAUUUGUAGCUCAAGCCAACAGGGCCCAGAGGCAGAAGCAGAAGAUGGGAGAGGGACCCCGCCCCCCUCUGAGUCUCAUUUGCUUUGAAAGUCAGAUGAUAAUGGGCAUCUGUUUUGCCCUGAUCAGUCUUUCCCCCAAGGCCACUAUGUACAUUGUAGGCCUCCCCCUGUCAGUUGGCGUAGGCGUCUUGCUGGUGGCUGCUGUUGACAACAUCUCAGACUUUAAGAGCACUCUAGGCGUGGUAUUCCUUACUUCCCCUAUCUGCUAUGGCUGCCCUGUAGCCAUUCUGCCCAUCCGCUUGGCUGCCAGCAUCACAGCCCAGAAGCAUCACAGAUACAAACCCUCAACAGAGUGGGAAACUCUCAGUGUGCGGCUUGCCCUGAGCUUGACUUACCUCGCUUUCACAGGCCCGAUGGCAUGCAGUGCCCUGUGUAACACAGCAGCCACCUUCAACUAUGUGGCAGAAACCCCUGGCUCCUUCUUGAGUUGGUUCAGCUUCUUCUCCCUUCGUGACCACCUCCUCGAGUGCAUCCUCCCGCCUUUGUGUAUCUGGUGGCUCCUGGUUGGGGAUCCUGGCUCACAGCAGCUUCCAGAAUGGUAGAAGUUCUAUGAGUGUCUUAACAGCUUUCAGGAUAAGAAGCAUCACUGGGGCUGGGGAUUUAGCUCAGCGGCAAAGCGCCUGCCUGGUAAGCACAAGAUCAUGAGUUCGAUUCCUGGUACCUGAAGAAAAAGACAAACAAACAAAAAGGAUAAGAAGCAUCAGCUGGCUUACCAGGUGAGGCUUUCUUCUUUCUCCUUGCUGCCUGGGACAGCUCUGGGGUAAGGAAGGGCCUUGUUGGAGCUGGUGUCCCCCGUGCAGAAGUGCCAUUCUCAUUUCUACUGGCCAGGUCCCAGAAGUGAGUCCUGGCCUCUUCGCACUUCUGUGCACAAUGGGUGAAGUACAGACACUGAUGGUGAGAGGGAGAAAUAUAUGUGUAUGGAUCUUGAGAUGUGGCAUGUAUAACAUACACCGAUUUUAUGUAUUCACCAUGCACACCAAGGUAUGAAACAUUUCCAGCACUGAAAAGCUCCUUUCAUGUUCCUUCCAGUCUGUAUUCCCCUUAGAGGUAACUUCUAUUCUGACUUCCCUCACUAUAGAUUGUGUGCCUGCGUGUGUGCUGGGUGUUAACCCUAAGAUCUCCCCCAUACUAGGGGGUCGCUCCACUGCCCAGUUACAUCUCCACUCCCAGCCUACCACUAUAGAUUAGUUUUGCCCUUUCUUUUUUUUUUUUUUUUUUUUCUAGUGUUAGGGGAUUGAACCCAGGGCCUUGCUCAGAUUUUGUCCAUUCUUGAACAGCAGAUACUAUAAGUAGAAUCAACCAGUAUAUAUAGUGUGUUUGUGUGGUAGUUUUUUUUGAGACAGGGUCUUGCUAUGUAGUUCAGGCUGGUCUUCAACUCACUUU
Chinchilla lanigera (long-tailed chinchilla) is the source of this 1978-nucleotide messenger RNA. It is a transcript of the gene Dnajc22, whose product is annotated as DnaJ (Hsp40) homolog, subfamily C, member 22. Gene Ontology annotation, biological process: endocytosis. NCBI's taxonomy places the organism in Eukaryota, Metazoa, Chordata, Mammalia, Rodentia, Chinchillidae. The record is from RefSeq and is a predicted model, not a curated record. Gene Ontology annotation, cellular component: plasma membrane; early endosome.